Molecule: messenger RNA, 6711 nt
Organism: Galleria mellonella (greater wax moth)
Lineage: Eukaryota; Metazoa; Arthropoda; Insecta; Lepidoptera; Pyralidae
Gene: pasilla
Product: RNA-binding protein Pasilla
Exons: 11
Coding region: 255-1925 (556 amino acids)
Biological process (GO): mRNA splicing, via spliceosome; regulation of alternative mRNA splicing, via spliceosome
Cellular component (GO): cytoplasm; nucleus
Molecular function (GO): mRNA binding
Source: RefSeq, a predicted model, not a curated record
CACUCGACAACCGCAGUAUCGGCAAACGUUCAUAAAACGUUUAGACGUAAUAACCUUAUAGUGUCACUUCUCUCCUUAUUUUAGUAUUUAGACCAUAUAAAUUUUCAAUUUUCUUCAUUUUUAGUUGUUUAAGUGUUAAGUGUAACAUAUGAUGUUUUAAUAAUGCAAAGUGCCGCAUCAGUAUACGCAUUUUGAAGCAAUUACGUAAUGGGAAUUAUGCUAGAGAAGUUUAAAGUUUUGCCCUGAAAUCCAACAUGGCCGCUGACACGGGAAUGGAUACUUGCCCUAGUCCGGAAAUCACGGACUCAAGGAAACGACCUCUUGACGGCGAUUCAGAAAAUGGAGAUAUCAAGAGAUCCCACUUCAGCUCCGUGCAAGACUUGGUGACGGCCUUGCCACUGGCCAACGGCCAUGGCAAUAUAACGUCUCAUUUCGCGGUGGAGCCCACAUACCACUUCAAGGUGCUCGUGCCCUCGAUGGUGGCUGGUGCCAUCAUCGGCAAAGGGGGCGAAACCAUUGCUCAACUACAGAAAGAGACCGGUGCAAGAGUCAAGAUGUCCAAGUCUCACGAUUUUUAUCCGGGUACAACGGAAAGAGCAUGCCUAAUCACGGGCUCAGUGGAGGGAAUCAUGGUGGUAUUGGACUUUAUCAUGGACAAGAUCAAAGAAAAACCGGAGCUGGUGAAACCGUUCCCAGAGGGAGUUGACACUAAAAUGCCUCAAGAUAGAGACAAACAGGUGAAAAUACUAGUGCCGAAUUCAACAGCUGGCAUGAUAAUCGGCAAAGGUGGCAACUACAUCAAGCAGAUAAAAGAACAGAGCGGUAGCUACGUGCAGAUCUCGCAGAAAGCCAAGGAGUUGUCGCUGCAGGAGCGGUGCAUCACAGUAGUCGGCGAGAAAGAGAACAACAAGAAGGCGUGCCUCAUGAUCUUGCAGAAGGUGGUGGACGACCCGCAGUCGGGCUCGUGUCCGAACGUGUCGUACGCGGACGUGGCGGGCCCGGUGGCCAACUACAACCCGACCGGCUCCCCGUACGCGGUGCCCACCACCGAGGUGACAGAGGGGCACGCGCUGGGCGGGUCCGUGGGCUCGGUGGGCUCGGUGCUGGUGAACGGCGCCGCGGCCGCCGCCGGGCUCGCCGCGCUCUCGCUCACGCUGUCGCUCGCGCCGCCCGGCGCGCAGCAGCCCGCGCCGCUCACGCAGCACACGCUCGACCACAUCAAGGUGGCCCUCCGGCAGUCUGGAUACUCGGAAGCUGGUAUCAGCGAGAUCAGCGCGGCGCUGUCGCUGCUGGUGAAGCACGGCGUGUUGGGGCUGGCGCUGCCCACGGCGCUGCCCGCGGCGCCGCUCUCCGCCGCCUACUUCCCCCUGCCCGCACAGGACCCGCCCGCCGUAUUUGGGCCCAUUGGACAAGUUGGCCUUGACGGCAGCGCACACCAGCGAGGACUAUAUGGCGCGGCGGCCGGCGCGCGCGGCGGCUCGUUAGAGCGUUUCGCGGAGGUUGCAUUCGAGGCGCUUCGCCCCCCAGCCGUGGCGCCCAUCUCGCUGUCGGCGGGCGUCGGCGGCGUCGGCGGCGUGGGCGGCGUGGCCGGCUUCCCGUCCGCCUCGCUGCUGCCGCUCUCCAAGAGCCCCACGCCCGCCGACGCCGGCGCCAAGGACUCCAAGAACGUCGAGAUCGCCGAGGUCAUCGUCGGCGCCAUACUAGGCCCCGGCGGGCGCAGCCUGGUUGAGAUCCAGCAGAUGUCGGGCGCUAACAUCCAAAUCUCGAAGAAGGGCACGUUCGCGCCGGGCACCCGCAACCGCAUCGUGACCAUCACGGGCACCCCGACCGCCAUUAGCAGCGCGCAGUAUCUCAUCGAGCAGAAGAUCCAGGAGGAGGAGCUGAAGCGCACCCGCCACAACGCCAUCUCAGGUCUGAUGCAGUAACGGUGCCACGUGUCGUCGCGCUCUAGCGUAGUUGUAGUUCUAGUCACGCCGCCCACGCACGCGGAGCGAGAGGAGUGGCGCGAGUUACCUGACUCUAGUUAAGAAAAUAAUUUCUUUGUUUUGGUUAGCCGACCUUACGUUCGCAGCUCUCGGGACGGGCCGUCGGCGACUCGCAGGAGGUCAGUGGUCGAUCACUCAGCUCACAGGCGGCAGCGGUCAACUGGUCGUCUCGCAGACGGUCAGCGGCCGACUGUAGCUGUGCUAGCUAGACUGUAGAUGGUCGGCCACGCGGCCUGUAGACGGUUGCCCAUUAGAUGGGCGGCCAUCGCAUUCGUAUCGGGGCGUGCAAUACGCGCCGCCCGGCCCGUCCCGACACAUAGUUACCUAUUUACAUACAUAGAUUUAUGUAUAUUAAUUUUAUGAUUUAUGAUAUAAAAAUAGUGUUGAAUUAUUAUUAUUAUUAUUAUUAAUGCUAUUAUAAUUAUUAUGUUUUUAUUGUGAUGACAAAAAACUGUUGUUUCGCUCUGCGCAGCAGACGAGAGUUGUUUAAGAUUUAACGAAUAUACGAUUGUGAUAUGUCCUAUCACGGAAAUUCCUAUUCCAUACACAUUUUAUUUUUGUAUAUCGUCCACAGCGUUCAUUUAAUAUUUAAAACUUGAUUUCACUGUAAAUGUUACCAUUGAUAAGUUAUUUUUUAGUUUACGUGACGUAUUUAGUGUUAUUGUAGUGGACGCGUACGUGUCCUGUCCGCGUGGUGUGGCGCGUGGCGCGUGGCUGCCACACGCCACGCGGCGCGGUACCAGACGAGAGCGGCAAGGGGCGACCCUGGCCGGCUAAUAAUAUUGUGACCAAAGGUGGUAACGUCGCUACGCUACCGUACAAGUAUGUCUAUGUAGAAGUACAAGUAGUGCACGGCGCACGGCGGACGGCGGACGCGCGUCUGACCGUCCGCCGGUAGCCGCGCCUGGGAUCUGCUCGCCAGAGUUUCGGUCAUUCCUGAUUUCUCUCGUUAAAGAUCUUUAUUUUUUAUACAUUUAUAAUUAUUGUGUUAUAAUUUUGUUAGGAAUGUUUCAUAGUUAUUGAUUUGUUGUCGGUCUAAAUUUAUUACGAUAUAAGUACAAGUUUUAUAAUAAUGCAUGUCCAGAUUAGUAGAAAAUGAUAUAUUUUAAACAUUUUAACGCAGAUUUCUAUAUAUAUAUAAUUCAUGAAGACAAUAUUAUAAAAUGUUCUUAUUUACAUUCGCGAUCUAACAGUUAGUGAAUACGUUCGAGGCGCGCCACGUUCGAGCUAUACAUUAUUUUGUCGCCGUAGAGAAAUAUUAUUAUUAAUAAAUAUAACUGUGAUUAUUUGCCGACAUUAUCAAGGUACUUGGUGUCAGUGUCCACGUAGGGUAGACAACAGAUACUAUCCUCGCCGGAAAAUAGUUUUAAGUUGUUCGUUUACCUCACAAGUGCCAUCGUAGGUUCUCGUAGCACGGCAUGCAUGGCCGCCAUCUUGUGUACGCCACGCCGCCAUUUGCAAUAUGGUUGAGACUAUUUUCCCGUACGUCAUAGCUCCGGCCCACUAGCGAGUCACUUCAACAGAGGCGGUCAAUACUUAUCAAAAGGACAGAAGUACAAAAGAAAUCGUAAUAUUCAUAAUAAAAUAUAUUCGAAUCGGCUUAACUGACUAAUUUACGAUAGUGUGUAAGAAAAGGAAUUGAGAGACAUUCUCUGCUAAAGUUUCACUUGUAAGCGUUAUUCAAAUUGACGUUGAAUUAAUUAAUGAAUAAAGAGCACAUUGAGACGCCAUAACCUCGUACUUCCGUAAAAGUGAAAGUUCUAGUUAUAAAUAUAAUAUAUUGUAUGUAAGUUCUCCAGCGCAGUCCAACGACACGUGUAGCUAAGUUGUGUAUUGUUACUGGACUAUUUACGUGUGUUAUGUAGCUAACAUUUGCACUAGAUGCAUUCACAUAGUUAGAUAUAUCGUAAUAUAUUCAAUCUUUAAAGUGUAUAAUAGAUAUCGCUGUUCGAACUUUCUGGUGUUUUUCGACUUUUCUCAUCUUAAUAUAUAUAUAUAUAUAUAUAUGUAUAUUUGGGGGUAGGUACAGAUAUCGUUGUGUCAAUUAAAUUUGAGGUUAUGUCACGUUCGCGAUGGCCUUGAAAUGUAUCCGGCAUGCUCCGUCGGUGGCCGUUUCGAGACGGCAGUCGGCAGUACGCAGCGGCAGGAUCCACGUGGGAGUCAGUUUUUGAAGCGGUCGCGAUCGUGCUAAGCCUUUGGGCGUGUUGGCGGAGACCUCCCAACGCAUUUGCCUGUGAACGUCGAUUUAACAAGCUCAAUUUUUAUUGGAUUAAAAUCUUGAUUAGUCGGUACGUGUAAGUCAAAUACGUCAAUUAUUCAGAAAUUUUAAUUUCGGACGCUACUCGUCGCAGAGUAUUCAGUUUGUGCGAGCACUGGGGUAGAUAUAGUUGUACUCUUCUAUCUUUCUUCCUUUCAUUCUUUCUUUCUUUCUUACUUUCUUCUUUUCUGACGGUGUUAUACUCGUCUCUAUUGUUAAUCGGAAUGUUCCUCGCGGUGUUCAAUGCGGCUGUAGACGUUCUAACCGGUAUAUAAGCACGUUUUAUUUUUGCGUGCAAGAGACACAACGUACUCUUUGGCUUCGUUAAAUUAAAAAUUACGGCAAAGAACCUAUCGUUUGCAGCCAAGGGACUGUGCAAUCCGCGCCACCCUCUCACUUGUUAGCCCUGCCUCCUUACUCGCACAAUACGAUGUUUCAUUCUCUAAACACUGGGAGGAACACGCCGAAAGUUAAUAGUUAACAGUGGAAUUCUAGUUAGUUAUAAUUAUCAUAUUAAAACAAUAUAAUGGGUAUGUAUAGAUAAUUUAAAAUACUGGAAAAAAAAUGUUAAAAAGUUGUUAUACUGAAGUUGUUACAAUAUUUGAGAGUAUAUUAUCGUGGAUACAAAAUAAUUUAGUGCGGUAACAUUGUCUGAAUAAAGUUUAUCGCGUGGAAGAUAAUAAAUAGUUGAACGUCGUCCCGACCACUGUGUGGCCCGCGCGCACCACGCGAGCGGCGGCCGCCGUCCGGUGCCGUCCGGUGUCGUCCGGCGCUGUCCGGCGCCGCGUCGCCGCCGCCGCCGCCGCCGCCGCGGUCACGACCUUAUCGUACUGUUUCUGUGAUACUGACAAAUAUGCACCGUCGCACGUCGGUUCGACAUCGGCCUACACCGCUCGCACCGCCCGCACCCAUCCCCGCACCUCCCCCCUCCACCACCCCCCGCCACGUGCGGGUGCCUGUUACUGGUUGUGUCAAAUUGUUUAGGUCUCAUUGUGCAGGCGGGCGGUGGCGUUCCCGCGCCCGCAUCCGCACACGCACGCUCCUCCGUUAGUUGCGCUGUUAGUGUUAAGGGAAUUCAAUGUUGUAGGCUUAAGAUAGUUGUCAUUCUUCAUUCAGUGGAUACGAAGCGAGGUACAAGGUUGGAAUGUGGCGCCGGGACGGGUGCCAACUCGGAGUCCGCGCAUCUCAUCCUCCUUUUAAUUUUAAUAGCUAAAUGUUGUUGAAUUUGUUGAUAGCGUGGUUUAUUGUAAUUACUGUAGGUAGUUUAGUGGGUAUACAAGUGAAAGGUGGCAGCCGUUGGGUGCGCUAGGCUAGAGUAACGUUCGAUACUGUGUUUAGGAAAAUGGCUGUGCGUUCAAGUCGAACUCAACAUUAAGACAUCACCAUAACGCUUGUUUUUGGAUGGGCGCGGAUCGGACACGACCACCGCGCCGCUGCCGCCGGACACGCGCCGGCCACGUGGCAGCGCGCGCGCUUUGAACUCACAAUCUGUAUAUAAUUGCAUAACAUUUUUUCAUUUACGUUCUUCUCCUUGCUCAUUGUCAUCAAUUUAUUAAAGACUGAGGAAUCAACUUGCGCAUAUUGACAUCGUCACUAACGCGUCCCAAACGGUAGGGAUUAUUGUAUAAUUGUUUAUCAUUAAAAUUUUCACUCGGUUCCAUGUGGAAUACUCCGCAAGGAUGUGGUCGUGUGCGAUUCCCGCGGUACACUCGCAGUUUUCUACCUAAUUUGUAUUAUCUUUGUGUGAGGCGCGCCGCGGUGGCUGCGAGCCGUCGCGGCCGCCGCGCCCGCCGCGCCCCACUUCGUACGCGUUUGAGUUCCAUACGGCCUGCGAGUGUACGGUGUGAGAGCGGCCGUCCGCCGCGGACGCCCGCCGCCCGCCAGUCCGCCGCGGCCGAGCGGCGGGCGCCCGCGGCGGACGGCCGCGUACCGGAGUCUCAAGCGCCGUUCAGUCGUUGUCUCAUCAACCUUUACACAUGUUGAGAUUGAUAUGUUAUACUAAUUCUAUUGAAUUAUAACUUGUUGCGUAUUAUAAGUAUGUAUAGACAGCGCAGCGCCGGCACGCCGCGCCGCGCCGCGCCGCGCCGCGCCGCGCCGGUGCGCCGUGUAUAGUAUAUGUUGAAACAUUUGUUGCUGUGUAGUUCAGUGACGGAAUUUUUAUUUUAUUAUUAUUUUUGUUAACUUGGUUUACUAUAAACGGGUCUGCAAUGUUACGUAUGAGAAUAAUAAUUAAGUUUGAAUGAAGUGUUAAAUAAUUUUUGAAUUUUAAAUUCAUUAUAUUUUAGUCAAUGUUUAUAAUUUAGUUGAACAGAUUAAUUUCCUAAUGAAAUGUUAUUUUGCAAUGUUGUAAAAGAUAAGAGGUAAAAUGGAAGGUUAAAAUGUCUUAGUGUUUAAAAAUCGAAAACCAAUUAAAAGGUACCUUGAACAUUGUCUAUAUUAUAUUAACAUUAAAUAAAUGCAAAAAUGAAA